UGUUUCAAACACCUGUCAAUAAUCUGGAAAAAAAUAAGAAAGACUAGGAAAAGGGUGAAGCAGUUGCUGCUGCAGAUUGGUUUAGACACAUGCAGAGAAGCAUAUGAGGAAAUCAACACUUAUAAUCCAGGCGACACAAAUUUUUCCAGUACAUCAUGGGAGGAUGUCUCGCUUUGGGAAGCUAUUGGACGCAGAAAUGGUUACAGAUCAAAGCAGUUUUGUUGCAGCCUCUGCAACUUUUCAACAAGACUGCUGUCGUCUUUCAAAAGUCAUCUGCAGCGCUAUCAUGAAGAUGAGAAAGAUCAGGAGAUGAUGUCAAGUUGUCCAAGGUGUCCAUUCACUUCCCAUACAAAGAAUGUGGUCAAACACAUGCGGAUUUUUCACUCAAGUGUGCGAAAAGUGCAAACACCUACUACAAAAGAUAGUCAGAAUCCUGUUUGGACAAAAGAAUUACCAAAAGCAGUUCAAAUGAAAUUUUCUUGUUCAAGGUGUUCUUUUACGGACAGCCUAUAUUACACUAUAAAGAGGCAUGUUCUAACUAGCCACCACAAAAGUGAACUUGAAAAUUAUUUUGGGGAAAAGUCCGAAGAGGAACUUAAAGGGACUCUUGGAUCAAAAGUUAAUCUUGAUAAUAGAUUUUACUGCAAAAAAUGCAAUUACACAAUUCAUAACCAUGAUGCAUUAAUGUACCAUAUUCUAACAUCUGACAAGCAUAGAGAUUUGGAACAGAAGCUGAGAGCUGAGAUCUCUGAUGCUGGUCGAUCAAGUAUAAGAAGGCCAUACAAGAAAGUACUUGGUCCACCCAUAGCGCUUUCACCUAAACCAACACCAUUGCCAAUCUCCCCAGCUGUGGCUCUUCCAUCUGCUCAAGAUGCAAAGGUGGCUUCACUUCCUCAAAACGGUCCCAAUCAACCACUUUUGGGAGCAUCUACUGCUAUUAUUUCAAAUCUAGUACCAUCUAUAACAUCGGUUCCUGAUCCUGCUGGAGGUAUAGUGAAGACCACAACUACUAAUGUUGCCCCUACUGCUCAAGUUGGAUUUGUAACUACUUCCCUUCCUCAAAACCAGAGCAUUACCCUACAAGCUUCCCUUCCCCAGUCUGUGUUUUUGUCUCCAAGGUUUACUCUAAAUCAGCCUGUCACUGCAACAGUGCUUCCUUCUGCUUGCAGUGUUGGUGGACAGAUAAUUCCUGGAGCUCAGACCACUGUGCGACCUACAGUUUUACCAGUCAACCAGCCAUUACCCAGGGGCUUGCUUCCUGUGAACCAGUCAGCAAUGCUUCCCUUGCAAUCCAAUGUAAUACAGAUGAAUCAAAAUGUAAGGCCUACAAUCAUCUCUGUGAAUCAACCACUGAAGUCAACUAAUGUUGCAGGCAAUCACCCUGGGGUUCCCCAAAAUACUUUCCUUGCGGCACCUAUAAUAAGGCAGCUUAUUCCAACUGGAAAACAAGUAAAUGGAAUACCUACAUAUACUCUUGUAACAUUGCCGGUUGCUCCAUGUGCUAUUCCAGCUGUUAAUCCACCAAAAGUGCCUGCACAGCUGUCUCAGCCAGAGAAAGUGGUUCAUGUAUCCACUUCUCCAGCCAGUGCACCAUCACCACCUGUUGUACAGGCACCUCAAAGCACAUCAGAAAAAAAUCCAACUCCAAAACGUACUCCUGCCAAUAGCCCAGGUGUUGCUCCAGGUGCUAAGGACAAGACCAGACAGUGGAAGACAUGUCCAGUAUGCAAUGAACUAUUCCCCUCAAACGUAUAUGAAGUUCACAUGCAGAUUGCUCAUAUAAAACAGGAGAAUGGCCCUGAUAAGCCAACAGAGUCUGCCGCCAACAAUGAGACAAAGCAACCUAUAGUUGCAGCAGCACAUGCAUCUUUUUUGAAAGUUGUGAAGGAAAAGUCUGUUCGAUGUGUCACUUGCAAGGUAUUUGCUCAAGACAAAGAGGUGUUACAGCACCUUUUAAUGCACGGUAUGGUGGUGUCUGUACUGCAAAGCUGUUUUUUACGAACUCAGAAACUUUAUCUACCACAUGAAAAUCCUGCAUGUAGACAAAAAGAAAAUCCAUGCAGACUUUGUCAGAAAAGGUAUUACAGUAUCGUGUGAUACCAAUGGUACAGCACUGUUUUCUCAUUUUGACUUUACCUUUCAUGUUUCCAAGGAAGAGCUUGGAGAAAAAGAAAUGCACAUUGCUGUAGUUGCUGGAGCCAAUUCUAACACUUCUACUCCCUUAUAUAUCAAAAUACAAACAUCUGCUGAGAGAAGCACGCAUGAUGAGCAGAACUCUAAAUGUUCUUUUUGUGAAUACGCUUUAUCCAAGUCAGAAGCACUGGAAACGCAUUUGAAAGAUAAGCACCACAUAAUGCCCACAAUGCAUACUAUACUUAAAUCCCCUGCAUUUAAGUGUAUACACUGCUGCGGUGUCUACACUGGUAGUAUGACUUUGUCAGCCAUUGCGUUGCAUCUUCAGCGCUGUCGUAAUGCUCCUAAAGAUAGUAUUGCUGCACUAGAGUUGUCUGCAGACAGCAAUGCUAAAGGGCAGUCAAAGGGAGGAUCAAAUGAUUGUUCAAAAGGAAAGCAAAAUUAUACUGCAGAAACUCAGGUUGCAUCAAAUGAUACAAAGAGCCAGAAAAAUGGUCUAGGUGCUUCAAAAGACUCCUCUCCUGUGCCUUCUAAAAGAAGAAAAAUUGACUCCAAAUCAGAAUUUUCAGAUCAUUCUGCUGAUCAAAAUGUUAGCAUGCUUGUGAUGGUACCAGAUGCUUUUGCAACUGUAUCUCACGAGGCUAAAAAAGAAUUCCUGCUAAAGUAUUUCCAUGUGAAACCUUACCCCAGCAGAAAGGAAAUUGAAUUGCUGGCACAUGUACUAGAUAUGUGGAAGAGUGACGUUGCUUCAUUUUUUGGUACAAGGCGAUAUAUGUGCACGAAAUUUCUCAAAAAUCACAAACAGCAAGUAUUACUGGGAUUUAAAAUGGAUGAUCUUAAGCAAGUGAAGCAUGACAUAGACCUGUCUGAAGAUUAUUAG
Staurois parvus is the source of this 3013-nucleotide messenger RNA. NCBI's taxonomy places the organism in Eukaryota, Metazoa, Chordata, Amphibia, Anura, Ranidae. The record is from the annotation of a GenBank genome assembly.